Messenger RNA from Cladophialophora psammophila CBS 110553, 1656 nucleotides. RefSeq lists its product as uncharacterized. The transcript has 2 exons. The record is from RefSeq and is a predicted model, not a curated record. Gene Ontology annotation, molecular function: DNA-binding transcription factor activity, RNA polymerase II-specific; zinc ion binding. NCBI's taxonomy places the organism in Eukaryota, Fungi, Ascomycota, Eurotiomycetes, Chaetothyriales, Herpotrichiellaceae. The coding region runs from base 1 to 1656 and encodes 551 amino acids. Gene Ontology annotation, biological process: regulation of DNA-templated transcription.
AUGCAACCACGACGUGCUAGUCACGAGAAGUCUAGAAAUGGCUGCUUAACCUGCAAGAUUCGAAGAGUCAAAUGCGACGAAACAAAACCGUAUUGUCGGAGAUGUACCGAAACGGGCCGCAAGUGCGAAGGCCCGGUUGUUCGCGAAAUUCGCUUCAUCCAGAAUAAAAUGGUCAGCCAAGCGGCCACUCCAAGUCCGUCGCGGGUGGUCUCUCUCCUCGCUCCGCUUCAUGCUGAGGACGAACGUCGUGCAUGGCAUUACUUCAUGUAUGGCGCAGCACCCGCGUUUGCGGGGACCGUCGAAACUACCUUUUGGCAGGACCACGUCCCUCGACUCGCCCAGGCAUAUAGCUUUGUCUGGGACACCGUUGUGUGCCUCAGCUCCCUUGCAGAACACGUUCCAUAUGUGUCGCCGACUGCCGCGUCUGACCGAACAGGUCUGGCAAAAGUCACCGACCAAAAGCACCGACAGGCACUGAGGUUCUACCACAAAGCGAUUGUGAGCGUUCGACAGCUGGCCGAACUUGGGCAAAUAGAUGAUUCUGUUGUCGCCUUGAGCUAUCUACUAUUCGCAUCAGUGGAAUACCAUCAUCGAAAUAUCAAGGUUGCGAACGAUUUGAUGACAAGAUGUUCCAGAAUUCUCACUGACAAUCUGAGGUCGCUUGAUACCCGACCGAACUCGGCCUCAGGUCAAGUCGUUCACCAAAUGGUGGCAUCAUACGUCUUGAAAAAGACCAUUGUGCUUGCCACCUUCCGAAGCUCUCUAUCGCCUCACCACGUUGCGAACAACGAGAGCAGCAAUCUCUUCGAGACAGCACUGUCCAGGUCCCCUCUGCUCAGCGAGGCUAGAGUUCAAUUUGAUAGUCUGAUGGACCAGUCGUACGAAGCGAUCAGGCAUGCGGACUUCCUUCCUCACAUUGACGAUGAUGAGCCGCGGAAGGUCCAGUACUUGUCCCAACGCCUGUUGUUAUUGGAUGAGUUGUUGCAAUGGAAAGGCUCCUUUGUUGCUACAAAAAGCCAGACGCAGGAUCCGGAGGGCUCCUUAAUACGUUCGUACCUUUUGAUGUAUUGGGCAGUCUGCUACAUCUCUGUGGCAGCAUGCCUCAGCCCCCACCAGACCGUCUUCGAUGCCUACAUGGACCACUUUGCGGAAAUCGUUGAGCACGCCACGCUUUGUCUCGGGCAGACCACCCAACGGACAAAGGCUAAACUGCUCAUGUCGAGCUUUGACCCGGGAUUCAUCCCACCAUUAUACUUCUGUGCGACCAAAUGCCGAGACCCGAUACUGAGACGAGCUGCGCUGCGUCUGAUGCGUCAGGCUCCACGGCAAGACAACUCCUGGGCAUUCGUCGCGCCUGACCGUGUGGUUGCCACGGUCAUUUCGGCCGAGGAGGGUGAAGGGCAGCUCUCUUACUCAAAAAGGGACUCGCCACAGUCCCACUACACUGGCCUGCUGCCACCAGAAGAGCGCCGCUUUGCUUUUGUCAGUCUUGUGAGCCGCGAAACGCCGACCGGGAAACAACGUCAGGCUCUCGAUCUGAGCAGAUUUGAAUAUGCAAUUGAUGGUUCGAGAAGGCUGGUCCAUGAGUAUGCUUGGCUGGACGAUGGGCAGGCGGUUUGGUCCGAUGCUCUUCGCGCGAGCCUGGAGCUCGGUUAA